Messenger RNA from Manis javanica (Malayan pangolin), 1519 nucleotides. It is a transcript of the gene CCDC42, whose product is annotated as coiled-coil domain containing 42. Gene Ontology annotation, biological process: spermatid development. The record is from RefSeq and is a predicted model, not a curated record. Lineage: Eukaryota; Metazoa; Chordata; Mammalia; Pholidota; Manidae.
GCUCGAGACACCGCCCGGGCCGGGGAGCGCCCACCGGCUCCCCUCCCAGACCCAGCCCGCAGCGGGGCGGUGCCGGGGGUCGGAGGGCCCGAGCGGCCCGGGGCGCGUGCAGCGUAGCGCAAGCUCGAGGUCACGGCCGUUUCCUGCGGCCGCGACCGCGGCGCCCGCCUCACACCGGGUCUCAAAUACGGACACUGGGCCGCAGGCCACAUGAGCUUGUGCAGUGCUGAUGAGCAGCCAUCAAAAGGCAAACACGUAAAGAUCCUGCAAAGCGGAAGAAGGGGGAAGCAAGAGCCAAGCCACCACCCCUGAGCCGCCUGUGGCUCCACCACCCAGUGUUUCACUGUGAAGAGUCCGCUGUCUGGGCCCUUGGGUCACCACCGCCAUGAGUCUGGGCAUCAUGGAGGAGGAGGAUCUGGCCGAGUACUUCCGGCUCCAGUACGGGAAGCGGCUGCUACAGCUGCUGCAGAAGUUCCCCAACAUUGAGGAGCAGUUGGAGUCCCCAUCAAUCCAGCUAUUAGAGAAGAAAAAGGAGGUCAACAUCGUGCACCAAGCAAUGCAGCAGCAGAAGGAGAUAUUUCAGCGCAGAAUGGAGACCCUGAAACUGCGCUGGGAGGAACUGGGUGUCAAGGAGGCCCAGCUGAAGGCCCACAUCCAGAAGUUUGAGCAAUUCAUCCAGGAGAAUGACCAGAAACGGAUCCGUGCCCUGAAGAAAGCCAACAAGGAGCGCGAGCUCAAGAGGCAGUGCAUUCGAGAGCUGGCCGUGGCCACGCAGGAGAUGGCAGCCCUGCGGCUGGAGCACCAGCGGUUGAGCACCAAGCUGCAGGACUAUUCCAUCUUCAACAAGUACCUAGAGAGGGUGGUGGAGCACUCUGAGUUCGAAGAGAUCCACGAGGUGAUCGCGCGCUACAAGACCUUGGUGACCAUGCACCACGACCUCAUGCGGUCGGCGCAGGAGGGCCAGGAGAAGAUCGAGCGCGCCAAGGCGCAGCUGGCGCGCUACAUGGAGGAGAAGGACAACGAGAUCCUGCAGCACAACAAUGAGCUCGCACGCCUGCAAAUGCGCUUCGACCGCGCGCGCAGUGAUGUCAUCAUCUGGGAAUCUCGCUGGGCGCACAUCCAGAACACUGCUGCCAAGAAGACCCUCUUGCUUGGCACCAUUAAGAUGGCAACGCUGAACCUCUUCCAGAUUGUGAGCAAGCAGCUGAAGGAGACGACCGACGUGGACGUGACCCUGGAGGACACGCACAAGCAGCUGGACAAGAUCCAGCAGUUUAUCCAGGACCUGUCAGACAUCUGGGCAGAGGUGAAGAAGAAGGAACAACAGCAAAUUCGGGUUUAAGGAGUUGUGGUUCCAGAAUGUUCUGAUACAGACAAAGAGAGAAUAAGUUCCUGAUGAGCUUGCAGUACAGGCAUCCCAGUCCAUAUCUCUGGGACCCUGUGCCUUUCUGCUGGUGAACACCCUGCCAUUUUUCCCCUUGGCUUCAGUUUUUCUCAUCCCUAAAAAUAUUAAAUUCAU